AUGCCCGAACCAAACCCUGAACCCAGAAUUAACCCUAUUGUUCAGGCAGCCGCUGCUAUUCAGCGGAUGACCGAUCUUUUAGCCCAUGUCAUGGAACAACAGGGCCACAACCCUAAUCCGCUAGUUGGGAACCCCGAAAAUCCCAGGAAUCAUAUAGAGAGUGAGGAUCGAACCCUCGAGAGGUUUCAAAAAUUCUUCCCACCAAAGUUUCUAGGAAGGCCAGAUCCUGAUGUGGCCGAGAGCUGGUUAGAGAAGAUGGUGGAUAUCUUUGCGGUCUUACACUAUAGUGAGGAGAGGCAGAGGCUAAAUGUAGAGAUUCAAAAGGAUCUGGCGGUAGUCCAGAUCAAUACUUUUAGUGAAGCAGUGGAGAAAGCCUUGCGAGUUGAAAAUGUGAGACUGCAAGUUAGAAACUUUCAGGUGAAGAAACGAGGAUUUCCUGCGAGUAGUUCGUCACAGGGGGAUAAGGGUACCCCUCCCAAGUUCGGAAGGGAAGCCGGAGGAGGAAGGCUACUGGGAAUGGCACAGGGAACUCCGCCAAGAGGUGGUCAAACUGGACGAGGCGAACAGAGAAGUGCCUCACAGGGGAGCUCAGUCUCGAUUUCUCGUGGUCCUUAUAGAUUUUGUAGGAAACCAAACCACAUCGAGGACAACUGUUGGAGGAAGGAAAGAAAAUGCUUACGCUGUGGGAGUGCGGAGCAUCAAAUAGCCAACUGUUUGGUGUUACUUUGGGAGGCGAGAGUAACUACCCAAUCAUCGAAGGCCACCUCGGGGCAGUCCAAAAUGGAAGGAACAAAGCCGAAGGUGCCUACACGGGUGUACUCCCUUGAGCAACGCCCAGUCCCAGAUUUUGCUGAAGUGGUGGAAGGUACGAUUCCUAUCUUCCAUCGUCUAGGUAGGAUUUUGAUAGAUCCAGGUGCCACCUAUUCCUUUAUUAACCCUGAUUUUAUGUGCGGAAUUGAUAUUAAACUUGUUAGCUUGUCUUACGAUUUGAAAGUUAGUACUCCUCCGGAAAACCAAUGUUUAAUCACUAGUAUGAUGUAUGUUGAUUGUGAAAUUUGGGUAGGAGAGAGGAAGCUAUUGGGGAAUCUUAUAAGCUUAGCUAUUCAGGGGUACGACGUUAUUUUAGGAAUAGACUGGUUAGCUAAGUAUGAUGCCCAACUUGACUGUAAGAGAAAUGUGGUAGAAUUGCGUAUACCGGGGGAGGCGACUUUAAGGUUAGAUGUAAGGGGUAGCCUAGCCUCAUCUGCAUUAAUUUCGGGUAUUCGGGUUAGGAAACUUCUGAGUAGAGGGGCACAAGAGUUCCUAACUUUUCUUAUUAACACUCUCACCGAUAAAUUGAAUAUAGAAGAUGUACCUAUAGUGGGUGAAUAUCCGAAUGUAUUUCCUGAUGAAUUAGUAAAUCUACCUCCGGAGCGAGAGAUAGAAUUUGAGAUUAACCUAUUACCGGGGACGUUGUAG
Messenger RNA from Coffea eugenioides, 1458 nucleotides. RefSeq lists its product as uncharacterized. The transcript has 2 exons. NCBI's taxonomy places the organism in Eukaryota, Viridiplantae, Streptophyta, Magnoliopsida, Gentianales, Rubiaceae. The record is from RefSeq and is a predicted model, not a curated record. The coding region runs from base 1 to 1458 and encodes 485 amino acids.